Molecule: messenger RNA, 2591 nt
Organism: Hibiscus syriacus
Lineage: Eukaryota; Viridiplantae; Streptophyta; Magnoliopsida; Malvales; Malvaceae
Product: nucleolar complex protein 2 homolog
Exons: 14
Coding region: 114-2297 (727 amino acids)
Biological process (GO): ribosomal large subunit biogenesis
Cellular component (GO): nucleolus; Noc1p-Noc2p complex; nucleoplasm
Source: RefSeq, a predicted model, not a curated record
UUUAACUUAAAAGCCCUAAAAGAACUUAACCAUCCCUCCGCCCUCGCCCCCAAAACUCAAAAAUCACAACAAAGCCGCCAUUGUUGCAGGUGUUUCUCGAAAUAUUAGGGAAAAUGGGGAAGUUAGGGAAAAAAGCGAGGAAAUUUGCGAAGAAGAAUCUUCAAUCUGUGUUGAAAAGAAAACGGCAGUUGAAAUCUAUGUUCAAAAGGAAGGCUUCUAAAAGAGAUAAGAAGGAGGAAGCAGAGAACCUUGAAGAAGAUCAAAUAGGGAAGUCGAAUGAAAGAGGCUUCGAAAGCAAAAAUAUAGAGGAUACUGAGCUUGAUGCAGUAUUUGGUGAUGAGAGCGAUGUGGUUGAAGAUGAUUCCGGCAGCGAUGGAUAUUUAUUUGAGGACUCGAGCUGUCCGUCUCUGGAUGAAAAUGGAACUCAGAGUGAUCAAGAUGAUAUUGAUGUAGACAACGGUGGUACUGGUGAUUUGUUGGAGCAGAACAGGGCAAUUCAUUUAGAGCUUGCACAGAAGAAGAAAAAAUUAGAGAGGUUGCAGAAAAAGGAUCCUGAAUUUUCUAAGUUUCUGGAAAGCUAUGAGAACGGCCUUGGGAAAUUAAAGAAUGAGGAAUAUUAUUCCGAUGAGGACAAUACUAGUGAAGAUGGCACAGAAAGUCCUGAGAAAGGCACUGUAAAUUUAAGAAAGGACAAGUUGUUGACUAGCUCUGCUCUUAAUUUUUUGUGCCAAUUACUCAGAGAGCAUCAUAGUAUUUCUGCACUUACUAGUUUAUUGAAUGGGUAUAGAACUGCAUGCCAUUAUGAUCUUCAUGAUGUUGCCUCGUGCUGUGGACAUCCAGACAGCAAAGCCUUUUCCAAGAUUUUAAUCUUCAUGCUUCAGGAGGCUGAUAAUAUUUUUCGAGAAAUGCUUGGAAUAUCAUGUUCUAGUUGCAAAAAGGAGACCGUUUUAGAGUUGAAGAAUAGUUCAAAAUGGAAAACUAUGAAGCCACUAAUCAAGUCUUAUUUGAGAAGUACACUGUUUCUUCUGAAUCAGGUUACUGACUCGGAGAUACUCGCCUUCUCCUUGGUUAAAAUCAGAGCCUCGGUAAUAUUUUUUGCUGCUUUUUGUCCGUUGCUGCAAAGACUAAUCAAGAUUGCAGUUCACCUAUGGGUAACAGGUGAAGGGACUCUUGCAUCACAUUCUUUCCUGGUCAUAAAAGAUGUGGCUUCUGUGUUUAGCUCAGAUUGUUUCGACUCAUGCUUGAUUAAAACAUAUAAGGCCUUCAUUGGUCACUGCAAAUUUGUCGAUCCAGUAUCUUCCAAACACAUUCAGUUUCUGCGCAAUUCCUUUAUUGAGCUUUGCUCUCAAGAUGUGCAAAACUCAUCCAAAAAGGCAUUUGUCUGUGUGGAGCACCUUUCUAAGAUAUUGCAGACGGGUCUACAAACAAAGAAGAAGGAGGCUGUAAAAAGGAUAUGCAGUUGGCAGUAUACAAUCUGCGUUGAUCUCUGGGUUACAUUUAUAUCAGCAAACAUACACGAUUAUGAUCUUCAGCCAUUGUUAUACGUUAUCAUUCAGAUUAUCAACGGAGUAGCUGUCUUGUUUCCUGGACCAAAAUAUUUGCCUCUAAGAAUCAAAUGCAUUCAGUGGUUGAAUAACCUUUCUAGUGCAACUGGGGUUUUCAUUCCUGUUGCAUCAUUUGCUAUGGAUAUUUUGGAAUAUAAAACUGGAAAGGUCAAUGGAAAACCCGGAAAAGAUUUCAACUUCUCUUCCACCAUAAAGUUGCCGAAACAUUUGCUAAAAUCUCGAAACUUUCAAGACAAGUGUGUUUCGUCCGUCAUUGAAUUACUUGCAAUGCACUUUGCUCAAUGGAGCUGUCACAUAACUUUUCCUGAGCUGGCUACUAUUCCUCUCAUCUGCCUCAAGAAGUUUGUUGAGACUACAACCACUGAGAGUUACCGGCGUGUGGUGAAGCGAUUUAUCGAUCAGGUGGAGCAGAACAUUGAAUUUAUACAGAGGAAGAGAGAUGAGGUGGCAUUUUCACCGAAAGAUCAUCAAUCUGUCGAAUCAUUUCUUCAGUAUGAAAAGUCCAAUGCCAAGGCUCCAUUCACACAAUAUUACAAGAGUAUAAUCGAGAAAGCGGCUUCCUCAAAACUGGUUAUGAAUCAGAAGAUAAGUUCCUUGCCUCAAUCGAAAAGACAGCUGCCAAACGACACCGUCCCUGUGAAUGCCAUUGAUGAAGUUUUGGAGGGAAAUAAAGUGGAGAUGUCGACUAACAAUGGAAAAGUCCGAAAAACGAGCAAGAAAAGGAAAACAUAAGAUAGACACCCUGCCAUUGCCUCCGUCUACUAAUUCGUAAGAGUAGGCAAACUUAUUCUUCAUUUUAUAGAUCGAUUAUUCAAUGAUUUGUGUUUGUAAAGCAGAAAUGCGAAGGAAAAUUUUGUUAGCAAAAGGUGGGUUUGAACAUCAAGGCAAACAAGUUUUGCAUGCGACAUUAGUUAUAGGAGAAUCAAAUCUUGGAUUAUCUGUUGGUUUAGAUUCUGUUGAUGGUGUUCUUCGUUUAUCGGCGAUAACGAUCUGAACGAAUUUUGCCGUUAUUAAGAUGAAACCUUU